AUGGAGAAAUAUAAGGAUGGUUCUGAUGCUGCACAAGUUCAGUCUGAAGAAUCUAACGAACAACAGAAGAUCAUAGAAAACGAAAGGUUCAAGAGUGCAGAGUUGGAGAUGAGGUUGAAAAGUGCGGAAGGCCUUUUGAACCAACAGAAGAAAAACUUUGAAUCUAUUACGACAGAGGUAUGUAAAAGGCAAAAUCAAUGUAAUUUUUUAUUUAUUUUUACUAGGGAAUUGUACCAAAUAUCCCUCGGCUUUUUGAACGAGACCUAUACAGGAUGAAAGAGCAUAAAAAGUUACCGGGAAAACUGUUUUCAAAAACUGCUAAAUAGGUUCGGCUAGCGAGAUAUUAGCGAUUAAAGGUUUUACAUAGGGUUUUCUAUUUGAUCCUUCUCAUUCGUCUUGAGCAAAACGAAUGGAUUGAAGCUUCAAUCCAGUGUGGUCGAGUGGUCAGCAAGUUAGUCUGGGGUGCAGAAGGGGGGAAGUACGGAUCCCGCCGGUUUCAUUUUGGCGCCCUGCCAUGCUGACAAUAAGUUUUGGCUAGCCAAACAAUAUUUUGGUUAAAAAAAAUAUUUUUUAAGUUGUGUUUUUUGCUUUUAGACACUUUUAGAAAAAAAAUAAUUAUCAAAAAAUAUCAUUUUUUGAACUUUAAAGCUAUACCCUUUAAACAUAUAAGGAUAUAGAGCAUACUGUAACUCGCUAGCCAAGUCCAUUUAGUAGUUUUUGAAAACAGUUUUCCCGGUAACUUUUUAUGCUCUUUCAUCUUGUAUAGGUCUCGUUCCAAAAGCCGAGGGAUAUUUGGUGCAAUUCCCUAGUUAGGUAUACUUUAUAUUUCUGUACUCCUUAUAUUUUAGUUGGAACAACAGCUUGAUCAAGUGAACCUGGCGUUUUCUGAAAGCCGAGACAAGCUCAGAGAAUCAGAAUCCCUAAUCCAAACUUUGAGAAAUGAGAAGGAAGAACUGGAGAAACAAAAGUCUGAACCUGUUAAUCUUCCAACAACUGAUGAACCUAACCAGCUACAAAGUCAGCGUAUCAACGAAUUGGAACACCUGAUUAGAAAUAUGGAAAACGAACAUUCUAAUGACAAAACUGUAGGUUUAAAUGGUUUUUUCCUUACAAUUGGUAAUACGAAAGUGUUUGUCCGCAGAUCCCACUUAGUGUUGUAGCCGUGAUGUCUGAAAUUUGAAAUUAAUUAUAAUGACAUUACUUUUACUAAAUUUAGAAGUUGGAUCAACUUGAAAAGAAAGGGUUGGAAAGCUACAUGCUAAUCAGAGAUCUUAGUGAACGUCUACGAGAAGAACAUGGCAUCGAAGUGGAAGGAACUGAUUCUGAUGAUGUUAACUACAAGAUCAGGAACCUGGUCUUUUCUUGUAAAGGUCUGAUCGUGACUUUGAAUGAAAAGAUCAGGUAUCAGGAGAACCAGUUCAUCGAGCUCCAGAACAAUAUGGUUGAUGUCAAACAGGUAUACUAUUAAAAUUAUCAAAUACUUUCACCAACUUUAAUAAUUGUAAGUAAUUGUAACUGUAAAAGCACUUUCUAAAUAUUGUGUUUAGAAAAUGGAGCAAAACUCAAACCAGCUACUGCAUUUGCACGAAGAGAAUCAGUACUUGAGAAGUCAGUUCAACAUCGCCCAAGAUUCUGUAGAAGAACUAACAGCUGCAAAGAAUAGCCUUCAAGACGAGCUGAAGAAGGCCAAAGACGACCUUAGGACGAUUAUCAGUGAGAGGAAGAACUUGGAAGAGAAUACUGUAGAAGCAGAGUUGUUCAAGUUACACGCUACUAGUAAGAUUGAAAAGAAACAGGCAGAACUUGAAGAACAAGUGGCUUUGCUGGAGAAGCAGAAGAGUGAUAUGGAACAGUAAGUCACGAAUCCUCUGUUCAUGGUUUAUUAUAUGUUAACUACUGUACUUAUGUAUAAAUUACAGAAACAAGAAGAUGAUGGACCAAUGGGUUGGCGAAAACGAAAUGUUGAAGAAGACGAUGAUCGGCCUCAACGAGACGAUCAGAGAUUUGCAGUCAGCGUACGUUGAAACUGACGGAAAGCUGAAGCUGGAACGGAUGGAGUACGAUAACAAGAUCAGGGAGUUGGAAAGGAAGUUGAAUGUAAGUAAAUACGUUUGUAUUAUAGUAUAACAUUUGGAAGUUCAUUUACAAAAACAUUUCAUUAUAAUCUUAAUUUAUAUUAUUUUUAUAGGUUAAUGAGGCAGAAGCAGCCAAGUACCGUGAAGCGAUGAAAGAAUUGGAAGAGAAGAACAGCCAGCUAGAGAACACUGUAGCCGACUUAAAAAUGGAAUUGGAAGAGUUCGAGAAGGGAAAUGCCAAUCCUCCACCCCCACCUGAGCCGACCGUCGAGAUCAAACAGCAGUACAAGAUGAUCGAGAGCGGGUUUGCUGUGCCUCCAGUAGUCAGACAGUUCAUCAUCAGUGCCAUCACUUGUGACGCCAACAAACGAGAGGAGAGCUCAUUGUUGUUGGCCAAUAUUAUAGGAUGCACUCAAGAGGUAAGUGACUAAAACAAUGUCCUGAAAGGCUCGUUCAGGAAAAGAACCAGAUCGAGGAAUGUUUCCAAAACCGUGGGCUCUGGGGCCUUCUCAGAGGGUCGUCGUCGAAGGGACCACAGAACAUAAAGGAGUUGUCCAGCAAAUUCAUCGAGUUUCUCGAGAAAGAAACCACUCAACCCAUGGGGGUAGCAAACGUGGACAACAGCGAGCCCAUCAGAAUCGACCACGAUAUUCAACCCGUAGCCACGUCUUCGAACUCUGACCUCAAGGCUAUUGUAAGCGAGAAGUGA
Molecule: messenger RNA, 2784 nt
Organism: Bursaphelenchus okinawaensis
Lineage: Eukaryota; Metazoa; Nematoda; Chromadorea; Rhabditida; Aphelenchoididae
Source: the annotation of a GenBank genome assembly